This is a messenger RNA of Lathyrus oleraceus (garden pea), 1591 nucleotides long. RefSeq names its product extensin-2. Gene Ontology annotation, molecular function: structural constituent of cell wall. Gene Ontology annotation, biological process: plant-type cell wall organization. NCBI's taxonomy places the organism in Eukaryota, Viridiplantae, Streptophyta, Magnoliopsida, Fabales, Fabaceae. The transcript has a single exon. The coding region runs from base 130 to 1401 and encodes 423 amino acids. The record is from RefSeq and is a predicted model, not a curated record.
GAGAUCUUAUAAUCCAUGCUUGGGAAACACACUAUAUAAAGAGAGUUCCAGUGCAAAGUUGAGAAAUCAGAGUUACAAGGUAACAUUCAUCCAAGAAAGUGAAUACAUUAAUAUUCAAAGUUAGAGAAUAUGGGAAGUUCAGUUGGGUUGAGGCAUUGGGUUCAACUCAGCUAUGCAAUUGUAUUUUGCAUAGUUGCUAGCAGUGUUGCUGCUUAUGAAUCACCACCACCUUCACCUUCUUCUCCAUAUGUUUACAAUUCACCACCUCCUCUAUCUCCUUCACGUCCUCUACGGUAUGUUUACAAGAGCCCACCACCACCCACUCCAUCACCACCACCUCAGUAUGUCUACAAAUCUCCUCCUCCACCAUCUCCCUCGCCAUUCCCACCAUAUAUUUAUAAAUCACCACCACCUCCAUCCCAUUCACCUCCACCUCCAUAUGUUUACAACUCACCGCCACCACCAUCCCCAUCUCCCCCACCUUCAUAUGUUUAUAAGUCUCCACCCCCACCAUCACCUUCACCACCACCUCCAUAUAUUUAUAAAUCUUCUCCUCCACCAUCUCCUUCACCACCCCCUCCAUAUACCUACAAGUCCCCACCCCCACCAUCACCUUCAUACAUUUAUAAUUCUCCUCCUCCAACAUCUCUUUCACCAUCUCCUCCAUACAUCUACAAGUCACCCACACCACCAUCCCAUUCACCACCCUCUCCAUAUGUGUACAAGUCCCCACCCUCGCCAUCUCCCUUUCCACCACCCCCGUAUGUUUACAAGUCUCCUCCCCCACCGUCCUUCUCUCCUCCUCUACGAUACUAUUAUAAGUCCCCUCCUCCAUAUGCUUACAAAUAUCCACCCCCUACAUCUCCUUCACCUCCUCCACCAUAUGUCUAUAAGUCACCACCACCUCCUUCAUCUUCACCACCUCCUCCAACCUAUAUUUAUAAGUCACCACCACCUCUUUCAUCUUCACCACCUCCCCCAACCUAUAUUUAUAAGUCACCACCACCUCCUCCACCUUCACCACCUCCUCCAUACUACUACAAAUCUCCACCCCCUCCAUCUCCUUCACCUCCUCCAUCUUAUGUCUAUAAGUCACCACCACCUCCUUCACCUUCACCACCUCCUCCACCCUAUAUCUAUAAGUCACCACCACUUCCUCCACCCUAUAUCUAUAAAUCACCACCACCUCCUUCACCUUCACCACCUCCUCCUCUGUACUAUUACAAAUCACCACCUCCACCUUCUCCAUCACCUCCCACACCUUAUGUCUACAAGUCACCGCCACCUCCUUCACCAUCAACGCCGCCUCCUUAUAUUUACAAGUCACCACCUCCACCAUCUUCAUCACCUCCUCCAUACCAUCACUACCUCUACAACUCGCCCCCACCUCCCGUGUAUUAAGCUUUCGACUAGAGAUAUCUGAGUUGUUUUCAAUGAAUAAUGUUAAAAAUUGUUGUGCUGAAUCUAAAUUUAAGCUUUAUCAAAUUAAACAAUCUACAUUCUACGUUGAACUAAGAGCCUUAUUUUGGUUCUAAUGCAAUUGGGCAUGUAUAUUGUUAAUUCAUAAGUUAAUAUUCAUCUAUUUUCUUUA